This is a messenger RNA of Ambispora leptoticha, 882 nucleotides long. The record is from the annotation of a GenBank genome assembly. Lineage: Eukaryota; Fungi; Glomeromycota; Glomeromycetes; Archaeosporales; Ambisporaceae.
AUGUCUAUCAAGCCAGUUCCCCCUCCUGAAGGAAUCCCCUUUCCGGAAUAUUAUCCAUUAUUCAUGGACUGGCGAUUUCCUAUCUCUGUUGCUACCAUUUACACUCUCUCGGUCCUAAUUCUGAAUCCUAAAUCAUCAAAAGUGUCGCGUGUAGUGGCGCAAUCAAAAGGCAUUAAAAAGAGUGAGACGAGUUCAGAAAAUAGUUCAGCGAUGACAGCAUUUAUAUUCCUACAUAAUUUGUUGUUGUGUGUUUAUUCGUUGAUCACGUUUGUUGGAAUGGGUUCGGCUCAUUUAAUGAAUUUUUGGACACAUUCGAGUUUUACUGAUGCUUAUUGCGAUCGAGAUGGUUCAUUAUGGAAUAAUGCUCUAGGAUAUUGGGGAUAUUUAUUCUACUUAUCAAAAUAUUACGAAAUAAUUGACACAAUAAUCAUUCUACUCAAAGGACGCCGCUCCUCCUUACUACAAACAUACCAUCACGCCGGCGCAAUCAUAACAAUGUGGUCAAGCAUGAACUACGGUGCAACAGCGGUGUGGAUCUUUGUUGUUUUCAAUUCUUUUAUUCACACAAUAAUGUACGCAUAUUACGCAGCAACCUCGAUUGGACUGCACCCUCCCGGCAAACAAUAUCUCACCACAAUGCAGAUUUCCCAAUUCUUAAUUGGUACCACGCUGGCAAUAUCAUAUUUGUUUGUUGAUGGAUGUCAUGCAUCUGCCGGUGCAAAAAUGGCGACUUGGAUCAAUAUUAGUUAUUUGUUCCCGUUGACUUAUCUUUUCGUUGAUUUUGCGAAGAAAAUGUAUGGCGGAAAGAAGAAGCUAUCAGCUAAUGGAAACGGCCACUUGAAUAAGUCAAAUGGUUAUGCUAAUGGUCAUUCCAUAAAGAAA